ACACGCACCCAAGCGCCACAUGCAGAGAGCCUCCUGGAAGGUAACCUGGAACGAGGACAUGGCCCGGUUGAACCUCGGCAUCGUCAUCCUUGUGGCACUGGGAGCCCCGCUCUGCUGGAGGUGUCGCGCGGGUCCGCUUGCGCCGAGCGGCGAAGUGAAGGCCGGCCCUGCCGUGGAGAGGAAAGGAGUGGUGAAGAUGGUGCCCCCCGGUCCCGCUGACCACAACAGCGGCGUGAAGAGCUGGGCUAAGGGGCAGCUGGUGCGGGAGGGAGACAUGAUGAUGACUCUGGAGCAGGAGGCAAGAAUAUCGCGUCUUCUGGCUCCGUGGGGCCCAGGCGGCGCCUCACGCAAGGCCACCUCAGACCUCGCCUUAAGAUGGCCGCUGGCAGUGGUGCCCUACAGCCUGGACCCCAUGCUCAGUGUAGCGGCUCUCAAUGGAAUCCGCGCGGCCAUGGCGAGCUGGGAGGACAACACCUGCAUUCGAUUUCUGCCCCGGGAGGUGGCCGCUCUGCGCGGGGUCACCCACUCCAACUACGUGGCCUUGAAACCACUCAGCGGGUGUUGGUCCUUCGUGGGCAUGAUCGGCGUGGGUGAGCAGGUCGUGUCCAUCGGCCGCGGCUGCGAGGGGGUGGGCACAGUGGCACACGAGCUGGGCCACGCCGUGGGCUACGUGCACGAGCAGUCUCGCCCGGACCGCGACGCGUUCAUCUCGGUGCUGGAGGGGAACGUCCAGGACGGGCAGCUGCCCCAGUUCGCCGUCUACAGCGCGACAGACCCACGUGGGGUGCCCUACGACCUCAAGUCCGUCAUGCACUACAGUCGCAACGCGUUCUCCAAGGACGGCGUGAGUGAGACGAUCCGUGUUAAGGACCCGGAGAAGGGAGGGUGGAUCGGGCAGAGGGAGGGGCUCAGCUUCCUCGACGUGAAGCUGGCCAACAUCAUCUACAGUUGUCACGGAGACUGCUCCCUGCCGUGUCUGUACGGUGGGAUCCCUGCCCCGGGCUGCGAUCGUUGCCUCUGCCCGCACGGACUCACGGGGGACCUGUGCCAGGACGUGUUCACGCAGCCAGGCUUGGUCUGUGGAGGGCUGCUGAACGCCACCCAGGGAUACAUCUCGUCCCCCGGGUACCCGGCUGCCUACCCCAACAAUGCACACUGCGUCUGGCUCAUCCAGGCCCCCCCCGGGGGCACGGUGACGCUGUACGUGGAGGACGCGUCGCUGGAGAGCGUCUCCUACUGCUCCUUUGAUUACAUCGAGAUCCGCACGCAGGGCGCAGACACGGCAGGGGCACGGCUGUGCCCGGGCUCCGUGCAGGCCCUGAGCCGCUCUCGCUUCGUCACGGAGGGCGACCACGCCGUGGUGCGCCUCGUCACGGACGCCAGCGUCACGGCCAGAGGCUUCCGCAUGGCCUACUCCGUCAACAGCACGCAGGGCGUGUGGGCAGAGUGGGGGCCCUGGUCUCCGUGCCCCGUCUCCUGCGGCGGUGGUGGCGCCCAGCAGCGCACGCGCUCCUGCCUCACCGAGCCCGGCACCUGCACGGGCGCCGACAGCGACAGCCGGCCGUGUGGCUCGGACGCGUGUCCAGUCUGUGGGGGGCUGCUGGAGGGGACAAGUGGCACCUUCACGAGCCCCGGCUACCCCCAGCGCUACCCCGACGGCGCGCUGUGCCAGUGGACCGUGCGCGUCCCCGUGGGGCUGGCGGCGCGAGUGACGUUCUCCGACCUGGACGUGGAGCCGGGUCCCGCGUGCCCCUACGACGCCGUGAGGCUCUGGGCCGACGGCGCGAGCUCCGUGCCGCUGGGCUCCGUGUGCGGCACCGCUCCUCCCCUCCCCGGCGCCAUCGUCGCCCCCGGCGACCGCCAGCUCUUCGUCACCUUCUCCUCCGACAGCUCCGUCACGGGCCGAGGGUUCAACGCCUCCUUCAGCACCGCCGCCCUGCAGUGCGGUGGCUUUCUGAACGGAUCGUCGGGGACCCUACAGAGCCCCGGCCACCCCAGCCCGUACCCCACGAACCACGUGUGCGCCUGGUACAUCGAAGUUGCCGAGGGUCGUCGCGUGGGCCUCUCGAUCUCUGCGCUGGACGUGGAGGCGUCGGUGGGCUGCGUGUUCGACCGCCUGUCGCUCUGGGAGGGCUGGGACGCCGGCGCGGCCUCCCUCCCGCUCGCCACCUUCUGCGGGCGAGCGCUGCCGCCCCCCGUCGCCACGGCGACGUCGCGCCGUCUCCUCCUCGUCCUUGUGAGCGACGGCUCGGUGACCGGCGCGGGCUUCCGCGCCGAUUUCAAGCAGCUGUGACGACGACGACGAGGAGGAGGCCGGCGGAGGGGGCAGCGGGCCGGGGGGUGACAUUCUUAGGUGGCACGGUUAAUUUGUGUUUACGCGGAGCCGCGUUUAACUCUUCCCGAUUCGUCUUCAGGUUGUUCCCGCGCGUUGUUCGGCACGAUGUCCGACGUUUAAGCCCCACACUCGCCGGGAGCUUAUUCGGCAACUGGAUUGAACUUCAGGGUCCCAAGGCAACCUGAAGACGCUACCCCACCCCGGGGCCACGUGCAGGGAAACGUCGGACUUCGCGCGCGGCAACGACCCGAGAAGGCAUCGGAGGGCUGCAGAGCAGAACCGCAAGACAAAAGCGACGCAGGAGUCGGGGGAUAAGGCUGCCGAAGUUCUGUUGCGCUCGAGCGGGACGCGUCGCGGUGAGCUGGCAGCAUCUCCCUCCAUCGCUCCCCAAGAUCCCUUCGUGGAGCCUUGAACGGACCCUUGCCCUGAGCAGCACCUGGUAAAGGCCGGCACCAGAGGCACCACGCCCGGCCGCAUCCGUCUCACACGAGUGGCGCUUGUUGCACACCGCAGCGGACACUCGGGGCUCUGGCGUGGACGGGGUUCGCAAAACCUACUUUCUGUACUGCCCACGUCGUGCGUACCCCCACACACCUCCAGCAGGUGUGGGGGGCGAGUCACCCUCGCCUCCUCGCUCCCAAAGCGCUGGAUCGCAGGAGAUAAAGUUUGCUGUCCUUCCCCACGCACCUGCGAUUAGCACCGCCGUUGGCAACGCAGGCUGAGUGAAAGAAGUUCGACAUACAGACUGCCCAUAGACUAAGACUGCCCAUAGACUCAACACUGCUCAUAGACGAACACUGCCCAUAGCCUAACACUGCCCAUAGCCUAAGACUGCCCAUAGACUCAACACUGCCCAUAGAUGAACACUGCCCAUAGACUCAAGACUGCACCUCCAAUUAGCAAGGUUUGGCAAUGUACGGUGCGAAAGAAGUUAAAAUACAUAGAUGCAGUGGCCUGGGUUGAACCAGCGAUUCGCGUAGCUUAGACACGGGGGGGGGGGGGGGUGCAUGCGGGUCCAUGGGAUUUAGUGGAUUAUUAAAAGCGAUUUUGUGAUUAGAUGCGAGUGGUAAGGGUUGGAAUCUUUAGAAUUGCCUCCAAGGGGGUGGUCGCGUGCAGUGAUUGUGACUUUACAAAUGAUUGUGUCAAUCGCGGUGGGAAUAAAUUACGGUGGAAAUCAGAGGUGCA
Petromyzon marinus (sea lamprey) is the source of this 3520-nucleotide messenger RNA. RefSeq names its product blastula protease 10-like. The record is from RefSeq and is a predicted model, not a curated record. Lineage: Eukaryota; Metazoa; Chordata; Hyperoartia; Petromyzontiformes; Petromyzontidae. Gene Ontology annotation, molecular function: metalloendopeptidase activity; zinc ion binding. Gene Ontology annotation, biological process: proteolysis.